UCUGUAUGCACCUAUUUUUGAGUUGCAUCUAGUAGAUGAAAUUCAGUUUGCUACUCCACGACGAUGACAAGGAACACAAAGAUCUAGUAGAUCAGAUGCUUCGUUGUGAUGUAGAAUUAGUAGUCUCGCUCCUUAAGCUUUUAUUACUCCUUGCGCUUUUAUUAGAAACACCCCGGUGGCAAAUCAAGAUCUCAAGUUGAUAUUGAUUUCAAUGUUACCCACGUCCUACGUUCGUAUGCAUUGAAGUUGAACUUAGAAAAAACAAGAACCCAUUACUCAGCAACUUUUAUAUGUCAUUUUGUUCUUCACCUGUCGAUGUCAUUCUCAUUGCUCCGCCUCACUUCGUUCACAGGACAAGCAAUUUUAGUAGUAGCAACUUAGUACGCAACUUAGUACACUCGUAGCACUACGAUGAGUACAGAUGUUUUGUUAGUUAACAAAUAACCUCCCAUGAUAAAGAACUACAACUAGACCCACGACCUAAACAUCAACUUUACGAAGAGAAAAACACCCUCCCUCCAAAGAAAAUGUCGGCCCCCGCCCCCCGCAAGCUCUUCAACGCGGACAAGUCCGACCGGGCUUAUUCCUUUUUCGAGGAGCUUUUCAAGGUCGAUGCGCACUUCCACCAAAUUACUGAUUGGGGCCUGUUCCUCGGCGACGCGACGGGCGCGCAGGAUUGGGAAAAGUUGAAAUCUAUGCUGAGUAAAAAGAACAUACCCACCCCAGAGUUGUCUUGCAAAUCAGCAUACCAAAAAAGUUUCUCAUGCGAAGCCCCAUGAGAAGCAGACUCUAGUCGUGUUUUGGACUUUGUGAUGCUAGAAUCAGCAUGAUAUGCUAGAUCUGUGAUGCUACUGAACUAGCGAAACAGGAUCACACUAUGAGGGCAAACUUGUCUGUCAUGCGAAACAGCGAAAGCUGGUCGAUUUGUCUAGCAGAUUUCCCAUCUUGACUCUGGUCGUGUGGGAACAUUUUUAAUCAGGAUAGAAUCCUCCGGAAUUCUCAAUGUGGUCGUCUGCCACCCGAAUCUCCCCUUCUUUUUCGACAAAAAGAUGAUGCCCAACGUGUAUCCUGUGCAAAAGUAUCGUACUCGUAGUAAUUGCAAUCAUGCAUUACAAAUCUCCUUUCCAAGGUAAAACAGCAUGACAAACUUCAUUUAUCAUGCUGACCGAAUUUGUCAUGCGAUUUAUACUAGUACGAUACUUCUGCAAUGCAUAACGUGAUCAACCAGGGCACGGGGAAAGCCAUGCUGGGCUCCGUUUCCUAUUUCCGCUGCCCGGUUUUGGACACGCCGAUGUUCGAUUUGAAACCCCACUACGAACCGGCGAUCAAGUUCAUCCACGACUGUUUUAAGAAGAAAGAACGGGUUUUGGUCCACUGCCAAAAAGGAAUUUCCCGGUCCUCCGCGUUGGUCAUCGCGUACAUCAUGAAAUAUGGCUUCGGCGACGAAGCUUUCGCUUUAAUGCAGAAAGAUCCGGAAGCCGCGAAGGAUGUAGAUUUCAACGACUUGAGCUUCGAGAACGUGUUUAAAUUCGUGGAGAAAAAACGACCGGCUUGCUUCCCUAACAUCGGAUUUCAAGAGCAGCUGCGGAUGUACUUCUCGGCAACUUCUGGGGAUAAGAAAGUCCUGAACCUCAACGACUACAAAUUCGACCCGAAACAGGUGGUGUCCGACGUGAAGGAGCGGAUUCAGGCGAGAUUCGACGACGCGAGCAACCAGGUCAAGGAUUUGUUGGAUUCCUUGUCCUACGACGAGUUUCAACAGACGACGAGCUGGAAGCGGACGGGGUUGUUUUUCGAAAACCUCCACAAGUACGAAUUUGUCGACGAGUUUAUCGAGUUUGGGAAACACGGCGACAGCAAAAAUGCGUCGUUGAACCCAUUAGAGUACAAGUACCGGUCCCCGAUCAUCCGUCAGGGCGAGGCGAUUGUGAAGCAGUUGGAAUCCGUGGAGCGGGUUCUCUCCCCAACGUUGGAUGGCGUGAAGAUGGCGAUCGCAUUGGCCAAGGAGAUGAAGCACUGGUAUGCAUUGCAAAAGUAUCGCACUAAGUAUGAAUUGCAAUUCAAAUUGGCUCAGCAUUACAAAUUGAAUCUGUAAUGCGGAUUUCUCUUAACAUCUAGAAUUCUGAUGCAUCACUGCGAUUAGUACGAGUGCGAUAUUACUUUUGCACUGGAUAACUGGAUGAAAAUGUUGAAGGACGAGGAAUUGAUCCAGCGGAAAGUCAUCGAAAAACGAGAUCAAUCCUUGGAGCGGGCGAAGAAAAAGGAGGAAUUGAAGAAGAAAAAAAAGGAGGAAAAACGAGAGAAAAAGCGGUUGAAGAAGGAGAAAAAGAACCAGAAAAAAGCGGAAAAAAAACGGCAGAAGGAGAUGAAGCGAUCGAAAUUAGUGAACUCGAAAUUGAAGAAGUUACAGCAAGAAUUGAACCUGCUGCAGAAAGAAGAGUCGGAAGAGGAGGAAAGUUCAUCGAGUGAGUCCAGUUCUUCCUCUGAAUCUGAUUCAGAAGAAGAUUUUUCCGCCGGGAAGGACCAGGGCAAGUCAAGGAACGGAGCAGGAGGUGGUGCAAGUGGGUCGCAUGCGCCGGAUAAUAAUGCGACAUCAUCGCGGGGAGGUGGCCCGAGUGCUCUGCCGCCCGCGAGCAGGAACAAGAACGACAGUCGGGGACGCCGCGAUCGUGGUCGGCGCAACGACAGCCGCGGUCGUCGAAAUAAAGCCAACGACUCUCGCGGCAGGACAACUACCACUUUGCAACCCGUCCGGGCGCAAGAAUCCAUCUCGGACCGGCGAUCGGCUGCGCUGCCGAGGGACACGAAAUUUCACCACAAGACCCCACCGCGAGUGGACCACCAUUCGCCUAGGGCGCGGCCGUUGCACAGCCACCGGAGUCGGAGUCGGGAUAGAGGAGCUGGUGGUGGACCACAGCGGGGAGGUGGAGAGGAACGCGGUGGUGGAAACCGGCAAUACGGGUCACGCGGACGGGAUGCUGAGAGGAGAGAGCGGAGGUGAAGGAAUGAGCGAUUUUUUUUCGUUUUGAGAAGAACAAGUUUUUCAAUUUCGAGAUGAAAAUUGUAGACCACAACAUUUGAUGAUGGACGCUACACCAGGACCAAAAUAAAGCGAUGGAGAGAACACAAGAAAACCAACCACAAACCAGACGACCGAGUGCAUAUGUUACACAUGGAUGAACAUGAAGAAAUGUGGACUUCGUUAAAUAAUGUUGGCCUCGGAUUCGGAAAGAG
Amoebophrya sp. A120 is the source of this 3234-nucleotide messenger RNA. The record is from the annotation of a GenBank genome assembly. Lineage: Eukaryota; Dinophyceae; Syndiniales; Amoebophryaceae.